Molecule: messenger RNA, 1492 nt
Organism: Cucumis sativus (cucumber)
Lineage: Eukaryota; Viridiplantae; Streptophyta; Magnoliopsida; Cucurbitales; Cucurbitaceae
Product: N-alpha-acetyltransferase 40
Exons: 10
Coding region: 379-1191 (270 amino acids)
Cellular component (GO): nucleus
Molecular function (GO): protein N-terminal-serine acetyltransferase activity; histone H2A acetyltransferase activity; histone H4 acetyltransferase activity
Source: RefSeq, a predicted model, not a curated record
GAGAAAAACUUGAACAACCCCAAGCAUUUUCUCACUAACGACGAAUUACCAUAUUUGAACCCCCUACUGAAACUGUAGCGAAACUUCUCCGGCGACUGCAGGCUGCAAAGCUUCCAAAGUAUACGCCGUUUAUCCGAUGUCUUCUCCGGCUAGCUACAUUCUUCUCUUAAUUUAUCUAUCUCCGUAUCUUUAAGAAGGAGUGUCUUGAAGCCUAACAAUGGAUUUGGAGCUCUAUUGGGAAUCAGAAAGUGUCAAGCAAGUGGCAAUUAAAAUCAUCGAGGUUUCGAGACAAUCUUUAUAAGACUGAAUAUGUUACCUAUCGCAAAGAUUAUGCGGUGAGACCAUGGGGUGGCUAUUGGCAAUUGUUGAAACAAUCAUAUGGAGAAUAAAGGUUUGCUUUCUCAUAGUCGUUCUGAGAACAACGGUUCUAGUGAUUCUAAUAGAGAACAAAGUUUGAAGCGAAGAAAGAUACUUGAGCAGAAAAAAGUCAUGGAUCAACUCAUUGAUGUUGCUGGCGCUCAAAAGGAUCAUCUUUCACCUUUUCCAUCCUUUCACCACUUCAACUGCGGUGGUUUAUCUUUAUACCUGCAAUCAGGCCAUGGCAAUAAACUUUCUCAUUCGCUUAAGAAGUACAUUCAGAAUCUCCUCAAGAUCAAUAUGGCGGGGCCAUAUGGAUCCCAGUGGCCAACUGAAGAGAAGGUGAAGCACAGGGAAAUGGUUUCAACACACGCUCAUUAUAUAUUUGUGCACGAGGCUUCAAAUGCUAAUGCCAAUGGGAUGUCUUCAAAAUCAGAUGCGGAGAAGAUAACCACUACCCUAACUAAAAAGGAUCCUGUGGUUGCAUUUGUACACUUUCGAUUUAUAUUAGAAGAGACGAUUCCGGUGCUUUAUGUGUAUGAACUGCAGAUUGAGCCUCGUUUCCAAGGGAGGGGUUUGGGGACUUUCUUGAUGGAGUUAAUUGAACUUAUUGCUUGCAAGGUUAACUGCAUGGGUGCGGUGGUUUUCACUGUUCAAAAAGCUAACUCUAAAGCUUUGAAUUUCUACCAAAGCAAGCUGCGUUAUACCAUUUCAUCUAUUUCACCCUCACGCGUCAAUUUAUCGAUGGCAGUCGAAACGAGCUAUGAAAUUCUUUGCAAGGCAUUUAAUGAAGACGCUAAAGCUGUAUUGGAGGGUCAGGUGAAGACGGUGUAAGGGAAUGGGCUUGUGAAGAUGACCAAACGAAAAGUUUCCAUUGUUUUUGUUAGAUUAUUAAAAAUGAGAGACGAAUCGUUUGCCGAGAAUGAAUGAUUAUUAUUUGUUGAGAAACUGAACAUUACGAGAAGCAUGUGAUUCCUCCUUGUCAGUUCUAAAAUCAUUGGUAAGUUGGUCCUCGAGCUAAAUACAAGUUGACAAACACACAAAGGCACAAACUUGGCGGUUCAAAAUCUAGCUUAUGGAAUAUGGUUAUUGAACUCUGUAUAUGAGCAAUAAGAAUCCUACACGAUUUAAGUGA